Messenger RNA from Labeo rohita (rohu), 2523 nucleotides. RefSeq names its product RNA binding motif protein 38 (gene rbm38). Gene Ontology annotation, molecular function: RNA binding. The record is from RefSeq and is a predicted model, not a curated record. NCBI's taxonomy places the organism in Eukaryota, Metazoa, Chordata, Actinopteri, Cypriniformes, Cyprinidae. Gene Ontology annotation, cellular component: cytosol. The coding region runs from base 330 to 1034 and encodes 234 amino acids. The transcript is spliced from 4 exons.
GGGUGUAUUUCACCAGCAUCGCAUUGGAUGUGGAGGCAGGAAGGUGUGAGCAGCGCUACAUGUGCUGCUGUAGCUGAGAGAGCUCCAGUCAGUCCGUCACCUGCCGUCAGUGUUUCUCCGAUCAUGGACUAGUGGAGUAACGUUAGUUUGGCACAUGACGGAAAGCAACGGGAACCACAGUUGUUUAUCCAAGCCAAAGGACUAUAAUCUACCUCGCUGCCUUCGCACCCAUUGUAGAGUAGCGUCAGAGUCGUUCGUUAUUUAUGUUUAUUUAUAUUAAUUUAUAACGCGCGUCUUUCAAUCUACACUGCACUGAAUUUCGCGCCCCGAUGCUUUUACAUCAGUUCGUGAAUGGGACGUUGGAAACGAUGUAUCCCAGUAUUCAAAAAGACACGACUUUCACCAAGAUCUUCGUCGGCGGUUUGCCGUAUCACACCACGGACGCGUCGCUCCGAAAAUACUUCGAGACUUUCGGCGACAUCGAUGAAGCCGUCGUGAUAACGGACCGACAGACGGGGAAAUCCAGAGGAUAUGGCUUUGUCACUAUGAUAGAUAAAAGUGCCGCUGAGAGAGCUUGUAAAGAUCCCAACCCUAUUAUUGAUGGACGCAAAGCUAAUGUGAACCUGGCGUACCUCGGGGCCAAACCACGCAGCCCACUGACAGGAUACUCGACUGGAGUACAGCAGGUUCAUCCAGCCCUGAUCCAGAGGCAGUAUGGACUCAGCCAGCCGUAUGUUUACCCUCAGGCCUUCCUGCAACCCAGUCUGGUUCUGCCGGCACAGGUCACCUCCACCGCCACGACCCCGUACCUUGACUUGAGCACUGCCUACACUCAGUACGCCUCCUCGGCCUUCGAGCAGUAUCCCUACGCCGCCUCGCCAGGCUUCCUGAGCUACAUGUACCCUCCAGGCACCCCUGGGCCCUCCUCUGCCACAAACACGCCCGUCCCCACACCCAUCCCCUCCAUCGGAGGCGCCCCUAGUGGAGCCUUCAUCCAGAUCCCUCCCCAUCAGCUGCACGCUGACCGCCUGUAGAACAGGCCACAGGGACCCACGGAGUAUGCUGAAAUUGCACUAGAACAUCAUUUUGGGACAGGGAACUGUGACCUGAUCAGCCUGAGACUGGGGUCGAAUACAAAGGGCUUUGGGAUUUUUUGCUUUCAUCAUCCCUAAGUUUAUGGACUUUUAGUCUGACUCUUUAUUAUUGUCAUUAUUGGUAGAAGAUUGUUGAAUAACCAACGUUAGAUGAAUAAAUGGUGGAUUGCAGGGUUGUAAUUCAGACGGAUUCAGUGAACGAGAAGAAAUGAGAGGUUAUGCACACAAUAGCGUUCAAAAGUUUGGGGUCUGUAAGAUUUUUGUCUCUUAUGCUCACCAAGGUUGUAUUUAUUUCAUUAAAAAUGCAGUAAAAACUAAAAUGUUAUUACAAUUUAAAAUAACUGCUUUCUGUUUUAAUAUGUUUUAAAGUAUAAUUUAUUUCUGUGAUGUAAAGCUGGAUUUUCAGAACUUUUCAGAUCUUUACGAAAUCAUUCUAAUAUGCUGAUUUGCUACCUGAAGAAACACUCCUGAUUCAGCUUUAUAUGGAAACAUUUUUAAGAAUUCUUUGAGAACAAAUAGAACGUUUUAUGAAACUAUAAAUGUCUUCCACUUUUUUCGAUUUAAUGCAUCCUCGCUGAAUAAAAGUAUUAAUUUCUUUCAAAAAACAUUCCUGACCUCGAUCGUUUGAACGGUAGUGUGUACAUACACCACUGAGAAAGAUAAGUUAAGGAUGGAUGGUGUGCAUCUCUGCAGGAAUAUCUGUUAAGCACAAAGCCUUAGAGACUUCUCCAUUUUUUCUUUUAUCUAGCUGUUCUUAUGACACAAAUGUGCUUCCCUCUGAGCGAAAACGUGAAUUUUUUAACCAGACUUUUUCCAAGAAUAGAUAACUUUUUUAGAAAUGUAGCAUUGCAACGGAUUUGUAAUUCUGCUUAUCACUGUGUAUCACCUCUGUCAGAUGUCUCUUCCGUCCCUGUAGUUCCUCUUUCCUCAAGAUUCCCCGCAAUCUUAAGUAGCUCCACAUAGAUUGUAACAGCAUUAAUCCAGCAUUCAGUAACACGUGGAUUUGAGAUGCGCUGUAGCUCGCCUGUGAAUAAACAUGAGGAAAUAGACAUUGAAACAUAUUGAGUAUUAAUCAUGUUCUAAUUCUGUUUCAUCUGCUUUUAGACUCUGUUUUGGUCUGCUGAAAGGACAAACGAUAGAGUAUUGUGACAAAUGUCAGUGGUUGCUUUUGGUAUCGCUCCACGCAUGACACUACAGGACAAAAUGCCAGCAGGAACAUGCAGGAAAACUUGAGAAAAGUCUUGAUUGAUGGGAUGUUUGGACACCACGAGAGGACAUUUUGCCAGGACAAUCUGUUUGUUUUCACAAGAGCAGUGUUGUCAUUAAUCUGCCCUGAGACACUCAACUCAAAAUAUGAAAAAACCUUACAGUGAAAGCCAUAAGACCAGAACAUGCAAAACAAGUAAUAAAGUCAAUUUGCAAAAACUGA